Fraxinus pennsylvanica is the source of this 960-nucleotide messenger RNA. NCBI's taxonomy places the organism in Eukaryota, Viridiplantae, Streptophyta, Magnoliopsida, Lamiales, Oleaceae. The record is from the annotation of a GenBank genome assembly.
AUGCAGAUGUAUCUACAAGCUCAGCAAAAGAACGGUAUUGUUGCCUGGCUAUCCAUUCUGCAACUUUUAAUACACGUUCCAUUGUCCUGGCUAUUUGUCAACCAUUUGAACUGGGGAGUUGAUGGGGCAAUGGGUGCGCUAUGCAUAUCAUCCUGGUUUGUCGUGUUUGGAGAAUGUGCCUACAUAUUUGGUGGAUGGUGCCCUCACACAUGGUCAGGAUUCAGCACGGCUGCUUUCAAGGAUAUAUUUCCUGUAAUAAAGCUCUCAAUAUCCUCUGGCGUUAUGGUUUGCUUGGAGUUAUGGUACAAUUCUAUUCUAGUCUUAUUGGCCGGAUACAUGAGUAAUGCAGAGGUUGCUAUAUCUGCCUUUUCUAUUUGCCUUAACAUCAAUGGAUGGGAAUUCAUGAUUUGCCUCGGCUUCCUUGGUGCUGCAUGCGUACGAAUUGCAAACGAGCUCGGGAGAGGAGAUGCUAAAGCUACAAAAUUUUCUAUCAAAGUCCUAAUAACUACUUCGAUAGUGAUUGGUGUAUUCUUUACUAUUAUUUGCUUGGUCUUUGGAAACAAACUUGGAUACUUAUUUACAAACGAUGUGGAAGUUGCAAAGACCGUGUCAGAUCUUUCGCUUCUACUUGCGAUCUCUGUGUUGCUCAAUAGCAUAUAUCCAGUACUCUCAGGGGUGGCAGUAGGAGCGGGUUUGCAAGGCACAGUUGCAAUUAUCAACCUUUGUUGCUUCUAUGUGAUCGGAAUACCAAUUGGAGCUUUACUUGGAUAUGUGGCUCAUCUUCAAGUGGAGGGUAUAUGGAUCGGAAUGAACCUUGGAGUUUUCACUCAGACGCUUGCACUUAGCUACAUGGCAUGGAAAACAGAUUGGGACAAACAGGUCAAGAUAGCUUCAGAGCGGCUCGAAAAAUUUUACCUGAAAUCUUCUGAAGAGCCAAAUCAUAAAAACGGACACGCUUGA